Talaromyces amestolkiae is the source of this 417-nucleotide messenger RNA. RefSeq lists its product as uncharacterized. Lineage: Eukaryota; Fungi; Ascomycota; Eurotiomycetes; Eurotiales; Trichocomaceae. The record is from RefSeq and is a predicted model, not a curated record. Bases 1 to 417 code for a protein of 138 amino acids. The transcript has 2 exons.
AUGCUUCUUUAUAUCAUCAGCACCAUCCUUUUUGCCGCGCAAACUAUGGCUUUACCCACGCCAGCUAAUACAAGCGUCAACCCUGCCGCCAUCACCAAUACAACAUGUACUGCUCCGGGAGUAACCCUGAACAGCCACGACAUCAACGUCGCCAUCCUCUCAAUCUGCGGCGGUAUUGCAGGCACAAUUGAACAAUGCCAGGGACAACCCACAACGACCACGGGUGCCUCGGGCGAUGCACAAUUAAACCUUCAAGUCGAGACCACGGGUACAAACAUUAUCAUUACAAAAGGACGUUGGGAAGGGUGUAUGCGCGCGGCGAGAGCUGUUUGUGGCGAUAGCCCUUUUUCGAGUACGUGUAUUGGAGGAGCGAAUGAUAAUAAGAAUAAUGUCUUGUUUCAGUUGGUGCAGCAAUGA